Oryza sativa Japonica Group (Japanese rice) is the source of this 891-nucleotide messenger RNA. RefSeq names its product BTB/POZ and MATH domain-containing protein 3. The record is from RefSeq and is a predicted model, not a curated record. Gene Ontology annotation, biological process: protein ubiquitination. NCBI's taxonomy places the organism in Eukaryota, Viridiplantae, Streptophyta, Magnoliopsida, Poales, Poaceae. Gene Ontology annotation, molecular function: protein binding.
AUGCAGUUACGAAGAGAGUUCUCUAGCUCGGGAAGCAUUCAGCAUCUCCUUUCUCUUCCGAUGGCCACCGCCGCCUCAACUGCGUCUUCCACCACCAGCCCACCGCACACCACCACCAUGUCCACUCACUCCACUGAGCUUGUCAAGGGCUCGCAUGAGUUCACCGUCGCCGGCUACAGCCUGCAGAAGAGGAACGGCACCGGACACUUCGUCAGGUCCGGCUCAUUCGAGGUCGGUGGAUACAGCUGGGCGAUCCGAUUCUACCCUGCUGGCAGCACAAAGGAAGAAGAAAGACACGUGUCCGUGUUCCUCGAGCUGGGAAGCACUGUGGUAGAGAAAGUUACCGCAAGGUUCAGAUUCCGCGUCAAUGGCGCUACCGCGAGCUCGUGGGGCCAGUUUAACGACUUCACACUUAGCAGCAAAACAUGGGGGUACCAGAAAUUUAUGGAGAUAGAAACCGUGGAGUCGGAGUACCUGAUCAACGACUGCCUGACGAUGCACUGCGACGUGGAGGUUGUCAAGGAGUUGAAGACCGGAGCAACCAUGAGCCGCUUCAUCACGGUGCCGCCGCCAGCCAUCUGCUGUCAUCUCGAGCAGCUUCUGGAGAGCAAGGAAGGCUGCGACGUGACCUUUCAGGUCGAGCGCAGCGACUACGACGCGCACAGGGUGGUGCUCUCGGCGCGGUCGCCGGUGUUCCGCGCCCAGUUCUUCGGCCCAAUGGCGGACACCGGCGGCGGAGACAGGUACGUGCGCAUCCUUGACAUGAAACCGACGGUCUUCGAGGCCGUGCUCCGGUUCAUCUACACGGACAGGUUGCCGCCCGUCGAGGACGGCGAAGCUGCCGCCAGCAGCUGCUGGAGGGAAGACGUCAGAGAGAUGGCCCGCAGCUGA